Messenger RNA from Malaclemys terrapin pileata, 483 nucleotides. RefSeq names its product histone H1-like. Gene Ontology annotation, molecular function: DNA binding. The coding region runs from base 1 to 483 and encodes 160 amino acids. Gene Ontology annotation, cellular component: nucleosome. Gene Ontology annotation, biological process: nucleosome assembly. Lineage: Eukaryota; Metazoa; Chordata; Testudines; Emydidae. The transcript has 2 exons. The record is from RefSeq and is a predicted model, not a curated record.
AUGAGGAUCCUAAAUGAACCACUCAUCCUGUGGAGCGUGGAUUUCUCCAAGAGCCGCAAGGGCUUCUCCCUGGUGGCCAUCGAGAAGGAGCUGGCGGCGACGGGAGUCGACGUCCAGAGGAACAAAAGCCGCAUCAAAGCGGCGCUUAAGAAGCUGGUCACCAACAACAUCCUGUGCAAGGUGCCUGGAGUGACUGGGGCUCCCGGCUCCUACAAGCUCUGCAAAGAACCAGGGGUCGGCAAAACGCAGCUCGUUCUGCAGCUGCCCAAGACCAAGGAGGCCAAGAAGCCGGCAAAGCAGAAGAGACAGGCAGAUAAAAAGCCGCUUGCCAACAAGGAGGCUAAAAAGAUCGAGAAGAAAAACAAAGGGACGGGGACAAAGCCCCCCGGGAAGAUAAGGAACGUGGCCGAAGGCAAAGGAGCUGGCAAGACUUCUGCGGCUUCCUCUGCUCGCGGGGCAAUGGCUCCCCAGCGGAAAUCUUAA